AUGGGUGAGCACCCCAGCCCGGCCCCCGCGGUGGCCGCCUGUGCCGAGGCGGAGCGCAUCGAGGAGCUGGAGCCCGAGCCCGAGCCCGAGCCCGAGCCCGAGGAGCCGCUGCCCAUGGCCCCCGAGGACCACUGGAAAGUCCUGUUUGAUCAGUUUGACCCUGGGAACACCGGCUACAUCAGCACAGGCAAAUUCCGGAGCCUCUUAGAAAGCCAUGGGUCUGAGCUAGACCCACAUAAGAGAGAGGUGCUCUUGGCCCUCGCUGACAGCCAUUCGGACGGACACAUCUGCUAUCAAGAUUUUGUCAAUCUGAUGAGCAACAAACGGUCUAACAGCUUUCGCCAGGCCAUCCUACAAGGUAACCGGCGCCUGUGCAGCAAGGCAUUGCUGGAGGAAAAAGGACUGAGUCUCUCCCAGAGGCUGAUCCGCCAUGUUGCCUAUGAGACCCUACCUCGUGAAAUUGAUCGCAAGUGGUACUAUGACAGCUACACCUGCUGCCCCCCGCCUUGGUUCAUGAUUGCCAUCACUCUCCUGGAGAUCGCCUUUUUUCUCUACAACGGGGUGGCCUUGGACCAGUUUGUGUUGCAGGUCACUCACCCCCACUACCUGAAGAAUGCUUUAGUUUAUCACCCCCAGCUCCGAGCUCAGGCCUGGCGCUACCUGACCUACAUCUUCAUGCAUGCAGGGAUAGAACACCUAGGUCUCAACGUGGUACUGCAACUCCUGGUGGGUGUCCCGUUAGAGAUGGUUCAUGGAGCCGCCCGCAUUGGGUUCGUCUAUGUGGCCGGUGUUGUGGCAGGUUCUUUGGCAGUGUCCGUGGCGGACAUGACUGCGCCAGUCGUUGGCUCCUCUGGAGGGGUCUAUGCACUUGUCUCUGCCCACCUGGCCAACAUUGUGAUGAACUGGUCAGGAAUGGAGUGUCAGUUCAAGCUGCUGAGGAUGGCCGUGGCCUUGAUCUGUAUGAGCAUGGAGUUUGGCAGGGCCGUCUGGCUGCGCUUCCACCCAUCAGCGUACCCCCCAUGCCCACACCCUAGCUUCGUGGCCCACCUGGGUGGUGUGGCAGUGGGCAUCACCCUGGGCGUGGUGGUCUUAAGGAACUAUGAGCAGAGACUCCAGGAUCAGUCGCUGUGGUGGAUCUUCGUGGCCAUAUAUACAGUCUUCGUGUUGUUUGCAGUCUUCUGGAAUGUCUUUGCCUACAGCUUAUUGGACCUCCGGCUGCCCCCUCCUCCAUGAAGAGCCCCCUCGAGAUGCUGCUGAUGGAGAUCAAACUCUUGAGCAUUUUCAUUUUCAUUUAUUCUUCAUCGCCAGCUUGGUUUAGAAAGGGAAGGAAGAAACGCGAUGUUUGGUGGCUCUAUUUUUGUAUAUGGGAAUUGGAAGGGCUGCAAAGGAAAGUGCUAGCCAAAGAUAUUCAUUGAAAGGCCAUUAUAAAGAUGAAGAAGGCAAUGUUAGUUCUUGCCAGAGCAGGCCCAGGGUUGGGAAUUCUGGAUGCAACUGGGGAGCCUGGGCUUGUUCCGGGUGAAUUCAAGUUAACUUCUUACCCCUUCCCUAACCUAAAACUGAACAGUGCCCCCCCCUCCACCAAAAUGUGAUCCUAAGAGAUGAGCAGAGGCCUAGCUCUUGAAAUGACAUAGCUGGCCCAGUGUCUAAUACUGCUAAAACCUGGAGAGGACAGCGGAAUAAGGACACUUCCUCUGUAAAGUAGCUGGACUAGAGCUGAAUGAACAGCCAGUAGGGGAGGUCAUCCAGCCUUCCUACAAUGGAUAGAGCAAUGGACUUGCAGUUGGGAAGACCUGGAUUCUAAUCUAUGUGACCCUGGGCAAGUCAUUUAC
Messenger RNA from Vombatus ursinus (common wombat), 1829 nucleotides. It is a transcript of the gene RHBDL3, whose product is annotated as rhomboid like 3. Gene Ontology annotation, molecular function: calcium ion binding; serine-type endopeptidase activity. Gene Ontology annotation, cellular component: membrane. The transcript has 9 exons. Bases 1 to 1233 code for a protein of 410 amino acids. NCBI's taxonomy places the organism in Eukaryota, Metazoa, Chordata, Mammalia, Diprotodontia, Vombatidae. The record is from RefSeq and is a predicted model, not a curated record.